AACCAAGACGACAGAUUUUAAAGUCAUAGCACAGGACGAGAAUAUGGUGGAAGUUUCGUUUACAAGAACAUGGUCACCUUCAGGAGAUGGUGGUCUCCCCUUCAAUAUAGACAUAAGGUAUGUAUUGAGAAGAGGGGAUUCUGGGUUUUAUCCAUAUGUAAUAUUGGAACGGGUAGAGGGAUUUCCAGCUGUGGAAAUUGAUCAAAUUAGGAUUGUUUUCAAGCUCGCCCGUGACAGGUUCCGCUAUAUGGCUAUAUCAAACACAAGGCAGAGGAUGAUGCCAUCUAUGGCAGAUAGAGAAAACGGUCAAACCCUAGAUUAUCCUGAAGCCGUUCUCUUAACCAAGCCAUUACAACGAAAUUUUCUUACAGAGGUGGAUGACAAGUAUCAAUACUCAAUUGAGAAUGAAGACAACAAGAUUAACGGCUGGACAAGCCCAUAUUCUGAGCCACGUGUCGGUUUCUGGAUCUUAACACCCAGCAAUGAGUUCCGCAAUUGUGGGCCUGUCAAGCAAGAUCUCACCUCUCAUGUUGGCCCAAUUGCCCUUUCGAUGUUUGUGAGCAACCACUAUGCUGGAAGGGAGGUAAAUAUGAAAUUUCAGGAAGGGGAACUUUAUAAGAAGGUUUUUGGCCCUGUUUUUAUCUACCUCAACUCUGGUCCAAGUAAUCAAAAUUUGUGGUUAGAUGCCGUACAAAAGCAAUCCAAUGAAGCCAAAAGCUGGCCAUAUAAUUUCCCUCGAUCAAUCGAUUUCAUUCCAGCCAAUAAACGUGGAACAAUAUCAGGAAGGUUGCAAGUCCAAGAUAGGUUCAUGAAAGGACAGAGCCUUCAAAAUGCUAACAGUGCGUACGUUGGUUUAGGUUUACCUGGAGAUCCUGGAUCAUGGCAGAAAGAAAGCAAGGGUUAUCAAUUUUGGACUCGAACCGACAAGAAUGGUAAUUUUGUAAUCAACAAUAUUGUACCCGGUGAUUACAAUUUGUAUGCAUGGGUUCCUGGUUUUAUUGGAGACUACAAAUACAACAAGACAAUAACCAUCACACCAGGAUGCUCCACCAACUUGAAUACACUUGUGUAUAAUCCUCCGAGAAAUGGUCCAACACUUUGGGAGAUUGGAAUUCCUGAUCGCUUAGCUGCUGAAUUUUUUGUGCCAGACGCUAACCCUAAGCUCAUCAACAACUUAUACAGGAAUCACACCAUUGACAAAUUUAGGCAAUAUGGAUUGUGGGAACGUUACGCCGAAUUACAUCCACAUAAUGAUCUUGUAUUCGUUGUUGGUGCUAAUGACUAUCGCAAGGAUUGGUACUUUGCUCAUGUUACAAGGAAAAUAGGAGAGAAGAAAUACAGACCAUGCACAUGGCAAAUUGUAUUUGACCUUCCAAAUGUCACAUCCAGAGGAAUAUACACACUACAACUGGCUUUGGCAUCCUCAACUGAAGCUGAAUUGCAGGUUUGGUUCAAUGACCCUAAAAAUGCAAAUCCUGCACACUUCACAACAGGACAAGUAGGAGAAGACAAUGCCAUAGCAAGGCAUGGCAUCCAUGGAUUGUAUAAGCUCUAUAGCAUAGGUGUAAGUGGGAAGCAUUUGGUGAAAGGAAAGAACAUCAUCUAUUUGAAGCAAUCUAAAGCUUUAACUGCAUUUGAAGGAGUCAUGUAUGAUUAUAUCCGCUUAGAAGGUCCUCCACCUUCAUCCCCUGGAUUUGAUCACUAACUUGUAGUAGUAGUGAAAGGAAGUGCAUAGUAGAUACAAUAUCAGCCACGUAUUUAGAAUAAAAUAUAUAUUAAAUACACAAAACACAAAGA
Arachis duranensis is the source of this 1797-nucleotide messenger RNA. RefSeq lists its product as uncharacterized. The record is from RefSeq and is a predicted model, not a curated record. The transcript has 12 exons. NCBI's taxonomy places the organism in Eukaryota, Viridiplantae, Streptophyta, Magnoliopsida, Fabales, Fabaceae. Gene Ontology annotation, molecular function: carbohydrate binding. Bases 44 to 1705 code for a protein of 553 amino acids.